Messenger RNA from Mycena indigotica, 687 nucleotides. RefSeq names its product Ras-related C3 botulinum toxin substrate 1. Gene Ontology annotation, biological process: cortical cytoskeleton organization; regulation of actin cytoskeleton organization; establishment or maintenance of cell polarity. Gene Ontology annotation, cellular component: cytoskeleton; plasma membrane; cell cortex. The record is from RefSeq and is a predicted model, not a curated record. NCBI's taxonomy places the organism in Eukaryota, Fungi, Basidiomycota, Agaricomycetes, Agaricales, Mycenaceae. The transcript is spliced from 8 exons. The coding region runs from base 100 to 687 and encodes 195 amino acids. Gene Ontology annotation, molecular function: GTP binding; GTPase activity; protein kinase binding.
AACAAGCUUGAUUCAGUAACUCCUUUGCCCAACCUUCACCUCAUCUUCCAUUUGUUCCAAUCGUCGUUGUCCAGGCAAAUUUCCCAUUUUUUGCACAGUAUGCAAGCGUUGAAAUGCGUGGUUGUCGGAGACGGUGCGGUCGGCAAGACUUGUUUGCUCAUUUCCUAUACUACCAACGCCUUUCCGGGUGAAUACAUCCCUACUGUGUUCGAUAACUACUCUGCAAACGUUAUGGUCGACGGCAAGACCAUCUCUCUUGGGCUUUGGGAUACCGCUGGGCAGGAGGACUACGACCGACUCCGCCCUCUGUCGUACCCUCAAACGGACGUUUUCUUGAUCUGCUUCUCCCUCGUCAGCCCGCCCAGUUACGAGAACGUGAGGACCAAGUGGUUUCCCGAGAUUUCCCAUCAUGCUCCGUCGACUUCCAUUGUGUUGGUUGGAACCAAGCUCGACUUGCGUGAGGACCCAGCGACCAUUGAGAAGUUGCGCGACCGUCGCAUGGCCCCCAUCCAAUAUAAUCAGGGUGUCGCCAUGUCUAAGGAUAUCGGAGCAGUCAAGUAUCUGGAGUGUUCUGCCUUGACUCAGAAGGGACUGAAGACCGUGUUUGACGAGGCGAUCCGAGCAGUCUUAAACCCACCUCCCCGCCAGAAGCCGGCCAAGUCUGGAAGCAAGUGUGUCAUUGCUUAG